Molecule: messenger RNA, 2611 nt
Organism: Marasmius oreades (fairy-ring Marasmius)
Lineage: Eukaryota; Fungi; Basidiomycota; Agaricomycetes; Agaricales; Marasmiaceae
Exons: 7
Coding region: 10-1836 (608 amino acids)
Biological process (GO): mitochondrial translation
Cellular component (GO): cytoplasm; mitochondrion
Source: RefSeq, a predicted model, not a curated record
CAAUCUCGAAUGUUUUGUGGUCGAGUCACUAUAAGACUCCAUCGAUUACCUCUCUCGUUCGCUCGUUCCAGAACCUUCAGAUUCUCGACGAUGGCUUCAUUACAAUCACUGGAAGAAGAACUCGCCACACAGAACGCGAAAUACAACGAACUCAGGUUACAACCUGACGCGAACCCAUUAACUCUUGAAGAAGUCAGGAAAAAGCUCGGCGAGCUCAAGAAAACCGUAGGCCAAGCAAAGGCGGCAGCAGGUAGCGGGAAAGACACAGAAAAGAAGAAAGAACGCGAAAGGCUCUUGUUAAAAACAGCCAAGGGAACACGAGACUAUGGUCCAUCAGAAAUGUACUGCCGCGAACACGUUGAGCGCAUUGUUAAGGAGUGCUUUACUGCAUUUGGAGGGGCUUGUUUGGAUACGCCUGUUUUUGAGCGCAAGGACAUAUUGACUGGGAAAUAUGGCGAGGACCAAAAGUUGAUAUUCGAUCUUAUGGACCAAGGCGGAGAACAGCUCGCGCUCCGAUAUGAUCACACUGUACCUCUAGGACGGUACUUGGCUAUGAUGGGCUCUAAUAUUACCCAGCACAAGAUUUGGCAGAUUGGCAAAGUUUAUCGAAGAGACCAACCUGUCGUGUCGAAGGGGAGGAUGAGAGAGUUUUCCCAAGCUGAUUUCGAUAUUUCUGGGAAUUGGGAUCCAAUGAUACCAGACGCCGAAAUCCUUAGCUUGCUUUACACGAUCUUGACGAGGCUAGACAUUGGCGAAUUUACGAUCAAGCUCAAUAAUCGAAAGAUCCUUGAUGGUGUUUUCGAAGUUUGUGGUGUCCCGUCAGAAAAAAUCCGCACAAUAUCCUCGGCUGUUGACAAGCUGGAUAAACUCUCAUGGGCUGAGGUGAAGAAAGAAAUGACGGAAGAGAAGGACCUCGAUCCCGCUGUAGCAGACAGAAUUGGAGAGUAUGUCAAGCAUAAGGGGGGCUCGAGUCUUCUGGAGCAACUGCUCACUGACACAACAUUGACUGCGAACCCGAGAGCGAAAGAAGGUCUUGAAGAGAUGGGUCUAUUGUUCACUCUACUUAGGGCCUACGGUGUGAUCGACAAGAUCUCUUUUGACCUUUCACUUGCGCGUGGACUCGACUAUUACACUGGAAUUAUAUAUGAAGCUGUUGUUGAAGCCUCGGCGCCGCCAGGUUUCAAGGCCAACGCCGAGGCGGACGCCUCAGAUGGUAAUGUAUCUGCCAAGAAGAAAAUGAAGAAAUCUACGCAAAACAGUUUAGAAGAGGGAGAAGAGAUCGAUGAGUCACAAGUCGGCGUUGGAUCGAUAGCAGCUGGGGGGCGAUACGACGGUCUGGUAGGAAUGUUCGCAGCAGCAGCAGCAUCAGCAGAGUCAUCCAAGAAGGUGGCAAGCAAAGCGGGCACACCUUGCGUCGGCGUUUCCAUUGGCCUAGACCGAAUAUUCGCCCUUGUCUACCCUAAAUGGAUUGAACAGGGAAAGAGGAACAAAGACACUAUGGUCUAUGUCAUGGCCGCUGGCGACGGGUUACUCGCAGAACGCGUCAAACUCGUCAAGGAGCUGAGGGAGGCUGGGAUCAACACUGAUUUCCUUGCGAAGGUGAAGCCUAAACUUCCCGCCCAGUUCGCUGCUGGCGAGAAGGACGAAGUGCCGUUUGCUGUCAUUUUAGGAGAAAAUGAGCUGAAGGAGGGAAUUGUAACUGUGAAACACCAGAGAUGGGAAAUGGUGGAUGGGAAGAAGGUGAAGAUUGUUACUGAGGGUAGUGAGAAGGGAGAGAAAGUGAGUCGAGCUGGGUUCGUCGACUGGUUGAAAUCUAGAGAUAUAGGGAAUGCGUAGUGUAGCAGCUCAAGAAAUCAUGUAUUUUCUAUGUAUCGCAAGUGGAAGAGACAUGCGAAUUUUACGAUUUGAUUAUACAUCGGAAGACAACAGGACUAUAGUGAGGGAAAACAACCCUGGGGAUGAACGUCAGCAUAAAGUUGCGGUGAGAAAACGGUAACAUAUCAGGGUGUCAAAUUCUGGAGCCCGCCCACAGCCUGACCAAAGUCAAGAGGGUAUACACCAUGAAGAAAUUCAAGAAAAUUCUUGACAUCAUAGCAUGGGAAGAACAUACACGAACACUCACCUAAAAACGUAAACCACCAUCAGACGAACAGCAAAGUUCAAAAAGUGGGAAAAAUACGAGAGAAAAUCCAUGCCGAAUGAGAGUGAGCCCCAUUAAGUUGGAAACAAAGUCAACAAUCGCAUAACUGUGUCUAUGAGCAACAAAACUGCCCGUCUUUCAACUGACCAGCCGAGCAACGAACGCGCUCAUGUCUUCGCGCAAUUUGAAGCCUUCGCCGACUGGCCGAUUGUCGGAACGAAGGCUACAGAGUGGCAGAGACAAAUUGCAUUUCCAAACCCCAAUCAGAAUUUGUAAAGCAAACGGAAUAGUCUCGCCAUCCUCAACCAGUACCGUCGUACUUAGAGGCGGUCGCUUUCCGUUAAUUGGCGAGGAUAUGCUCUGUAAAUCUCCGGGGACUUUCCCCACAGCCUAAGAAGAGAGUGAGGGCUCUCUGUAUGGGAAGCUGCGACAGCGAUUCUUCAGACGGCAGGAAAUGGAAGGAAAGAAAAC